GAAAAUAAGUAAAAUUUUAUAAUAAAGAAUAUUCUGGAAAAUGCAGUGGAAAAAAGCAUAAGUGUUUGUAUAGAAAUAAAAACUCUUUCAGAAGUAUAAAUCUGUGUGCUGGCCAUUUUUGAUCAUAGACUAAUUUUGUUCAAGUUUCUUCUUUUUUUAGUCUGCGACAUUUCCGAAGAAGGGAAGGGGAAUUUUAUUUGAAAUUUUUGAAUUUUAUAGAGUAAAAACCUAACUUAUUUUGUAAAUCAUGGCUCCAUCCAUGUUCAAAUUAUCUGCUGCAUUAUUGAACCCAUCAAAAAAUCUUCGGUGCGUUGUUCGUGCAGUGCAAAAAUGCAACAUUUCGACCACAAAUGUUGCUGCGAGGAAGGAACGCGACACGAUGGGCGAGUUGGAGGUGCCGGACGACAGGCUGUACGGUGCCCAGACCGUCAGGUCCGUCAUGAACUUCCCUAUUGGAGGUAUUGAGGAGCGCAUGCCGUACCCUGUCAUCAUCGCCUUCGGUAUCUUGAAAAAAGCCGCCGCAAAAGUCAAUAUCGAAUUCGGUCUUGACAAAAAAAUUGCGGACGCUAUUAUGCAGGCGUGCGAUGACGUUAUAUCCGGCAAGCUGUACCGCGAGGGGCACUUCCCCCUUGUCAUCUGGCAGACUGGAUCCGGCACUCAGUCCAACAUGAACACCAAUGAGGUGAUUGCCAACCGGGCGAUUCAGAUCCUCGGCGGCAAACUCGGCAGCAAGACACCCGUGCACCCUAACGACCACGUGAACAAGUCGCAGAGUUCCAACGACACGUACCCCACAGCUAUGCACGUGUCCGUCGCCAUGGAACUGCGGGACAGACUCAUGCCUGGUCUGGUUGGUCUCAGGGAUACCCUGGAGGCUAAGUCUAAGGAGUUCGACAAGAUCAUCAAAAUCGGAAGGACGCACUUGAUGGACGCGGUGCCGCUGACGCUGGGGCAGGAGUUCAGCGGCUACGCGGCGCAGCUGACGUUCGGCAUCGAGCGCGUGUGCUCGACGCUGCCGCGCCUGCACUACCUGGCGCUGGGCGGCACGGCCGUGGGCACCGGCCUCAACACGCGCAUCGGCUUCGCGGAGAAGUGCGCCGCCGAGAUCGCAUCCAUCACCGGCAUCCCAUUCGAGACCGCCCCCAACAAGUUCGAGGCGCUGGCCUGCCACGAUGCCAUGGUGGAAGUAUCGGGAGCGCUCAACACGAUCGCGGUGUCUCUCAUGAAGGUCGUCAACGACAUUCGUUUGCUGGCGUCCGGACCCAGGUGCGGUCUUGGCGAGCUUAUGCUGCCUGAAAACGAGCCUGGAUCAUCCAUCAUGCCUGGCAAGGUGAACCCCACACAGUGCGAGGCCCUGACGAUGAUCGCGGCGCAGGUGAUGGGCAACCAUGUGGCCUGCACCAUCGGCGCCAGCAACGGACACUUCGAGCUCAACGUAUUCAAGACCAUGAUCGUCGCCAACGUGCUGCGCUCUAUCAGGCUUCUUGGUGAUGGUUGCGACGCAUUCAACAAGCACUGUGCCGAAGGCAUCAAGGCCAACACCGCCACCAUCUCCAAGAUUAUGCGCGAGUCGCUCAUGUUGGUCACCGCGCUCAACCCGCACAUUGGUUACGACAAGGCCGCCCAAAUUGCCAAGACAGCUCACAAAGAAGGAGGUACCCUGAAAGAUACUGCUGUGAAGCUAGGCAUCCUGACAGCCGAACAGUUCGACCAAUGGGUAAAGCCAGAGAACAUGCUGGGACCCAAGUAAAUGAACAUACCCAACAACCAGGAACUUAUGAAGAACAUCUUUAUGUUGUAAUUGGUAUCAUUAUAUUGUAUUUGCUAACAAAAUUCCGUGACAAACUUAGUUUGUUAAAUAUCUUGAAUGUAGCAAAUAUCAGAUAUUUAUUCUAAUUACAACAUAGAGUCAUUAAAUUAAUUAAAUAGUGACUCGCAUUUAUGUUACCCGCUCUUGUUAUAGUUCGAUGUACUGUUUUGUCUGUUUUAGUAAAAAUGUAUUAUUUAUACGUCGUUUACCGCAUGGACUGUUAUUA
Molecule: messenger RNA, 2036 nt
Organism: Trichoplusia ni (cabbage looper)
Lineage: Eukaryota; Metazoa; Arthropoda; Insecta; Lepidoptera; Noctuidae
Product: fumarate hydratase, mitochondrial-like
Exons: 10
Coding region: 248-1750 (500 amino acids)
Biological process (GO): malate metabolic process; tricarboxylic acid cycle; fumarate metabolic process
Cellular component (GO): mitochondrion; tricarboxylic acid cycle heteromeric enzyme complex
Molecular function (GO): fumarate hydratase activity
Source: RefSeq, a predicted model, not a curated record